Molecule: messenger RNA, 4098 nt
Organism: Anolis sagrei ordinatus
Lineage: Eukaryota; Metazoa; Chordata; Lepidosauria; Squamata; Anolidae
Gene: BRINP2
Product: BMP/retinoic acid inducible neural specific 2
Biological process (GO): cellular response to retinoic acid; positive regulation of neuron differentiation; negative regulation of mitotic cell cycle
Cellular component (GO): neuronal cell body; dendrite; cytoplasm
Source: RefSeq, a predicted model, not a curated record
UUCUGCCGGAGAGGCUUUGCAGCGCGAGCAGCAGCGGCGACGGCUGGCAGGGCGCUGCGCUCCGUCAGAGAGGAAGAGCAUGGCCCGCGGAGGGGAGCGCGAGGGGACGGGGGCUGCCUCCUAAGCGAGGGGAAGCAUGGGGCUUGACCACCUCCUGUUGCCCCAGGGCGCGCGGGGAAGAGGCACGAGGCGGGGCGCGCGCCUUCUUUCGCUUUCCCUGAGGGACUCCGAGGGUCGCGAGACAGCAGAGGGCUCGCGGGAGGCGCUGCGGGCGGAGAGGAGCUAAAGGCGCGCCGGUGGAAGGGGCUCGCGCUUCUCCUCGACGGGGCGGCCCUGAGGAGAGCACCUGCCUGCCUGCCUGCCUUCCUUCCUUCCUCGCUGAGGGAGGAGGGCUAAGCGAGCCUCUUUCCCUUCCCCUUCCCACAGAGCGGAGGUGCAGGAAAUCCUGAAGGAGUGCCAAGAAGGACAGAGUGGGGAGAGAAUGAAGAAGCCAGCCGAGCAGGAGAAGCAUGAGGUGGCAGCGCAACGCUCGGUUUAACGGGCUCCAGCCGAUGGUCCCAUGGGUGUCAUCAGUAUUGAUCCUGACUGUGGGAGGUUGGGGCCUGGCUGCUGUUGCUGCUUCUGGGGCUGCAUCACACGAACAGCAUGCCUCCACAACCUCUUCCAGCCAUGUGCCAUUGGACUGGCUUCUUAGUGAUCGAGGACCAUUCCACCGUGCCCAAGAGUAUGCCGACUGCAUGGAGCGCCAUCGACAGGGUUUCACCACCAGGUACAGGAUCUACAGAGAAUUUGCUCGUUGGAGGGUGAAUAACUUGGCACUGGAAAGGAAAGAUUUCUUCCACUUGCCAGUUCCUCUGGCUCCAGAAUUCAUCCGAAAUAUUCGCCUUCUGGGGCGCCGGCCCACCCUGCAACAGGUCACCGAGAAUCUGAUUAAAAAAUACGGAACCCAUUUCCUGCUCUCAGCCACACUUGGAGGAGAAGAGUCCUUGACCAUUUUUGUGGACAAGCGCAAGCUCAGUCGGAAAGUGGAACCUGGGAGCCCAUUAGUAAGUGGUGGAACUAAUGCUACUGUCUCCUUGGAAAUACUACAUCAACUGGCAGCCUCUUACUUCAUUGACCGGGAAAGCACCCUGAGGCGCCUCCACCACAUCCAGAUAGCUACAGCUGCCAUUAAGGUCACUGAAACCAGGACGGGGCCACUUGGCUGCAGUAACUAUGACAACCUGGAUUCUGUGAGCUCUGUUCUUGUUCAGAGCCCUGAGAACAAAGUUCAACUACUUGGUCUGCAAGCACUGUUGCCAGAGCAUCUGCGAGAACGUUUUGUGGCUGCUGCCUUGAGCUACAUCACUUGCAAUUCAGAGGGGGAGCUGGCCUGCCGAGAGAAUGACUGCUGGUGCCAAUGUGGGUCUCAUUUCGCACAAUGUAACUGCCCUGAGGCUGACAUCCGGACUGUGGAAGAGAGUCUUCUCCAGAUUCAGGAAGCUUGGGACACUCACAAUCAGCAGUUUCAGGUAUCAGAGGAACUACAGGCUCUGGUGAAGAAGCUCCCAGUUGACAGAUUUUUGAACAUAUCGGCCAUCUCCCAGUACUGGGCAAUGGAUCUUGAUAUUCUGCAUCGCUAUCAGAAACUGGGCAACAACUUGAAGAUGCUCUCCAAGAAGACCCAUCAGAUUGUCCGUCGCCUUUUCAACCUGGCAAAGCGCUGUCAUAGGCAACCUCACUUUAGAUUUCCAAAGGAGAGGCCUUUGACCUACUGGUGGAACCGUGCCCAGUCCCUCCUAUACUGCGGUGAGACCUCUAUGCCAGGGACAUUUGUGGAAGAAAGCCACAGUUGCAUCUGCCCCCUUGACCAGCCCUCUUGCCAAGGCAUCAUUCCUUGUGCUGUGGGGGAGGGCCCAGAAUGUGCAGCAUGCUCAGAGGAGAACGCCACUCAGUGUGGGUCCUGCAAUCCUGGCUAUGUUCUCGCCUUAGGGCUCUGUCGCCCUGAGGUUGCAGAGUCCUUAGAACACUACUUGGGUCUAGAAACAGACCUGCAGGAUUUGGAGCUCAGAUACCUUUUGCAGAAGCGAGACAGUCGCAUUGAAGUGCACUCUAUCUUCAUCAGCAACGACAUGCGCCUGGGGACCUGGUUUGACCCUUCCUGGAGGAAGAGGAUGCUGGUGACCCUGAAGAGCAACAAAUACAAACCAAGCUUGGUCCACCUUAUGCUGGCCCUCUCCCUUCAGAUCUGCCUCACCAAGAACAGCACCCUGGAGCCUGUCAUGGCUAUCUAUGUCAAUCCCUUUGGGGGCAGCCACUCAGAGAGCUGGUUUAUGCCCACCAAUGAGACUGGAUUCCCAGACUGGGAAAGGACUAACGUGGAUACUUCUGGGCAGUGCCAAAACUGGACCCUCACAUUGGGCACUAAGUGGAAGACCUUUUUUGAGACAGUCCAUGUCUACCUGAGGAGCCGCAUCAAAUCUCUCAACGACAGCUCCAAUGAAACCAUCUUCUAUGAGCCCUUGGACAUGGACCCUUCGAAGAAUCUGGGGUACAUGAGAAUCAACAGCUUGCAGGUCUUUGGCUACAGCCUGCCCUUUGAGUCAGAUGCCAUUAGGGACCUUGUCCUUCAGCUGGACUACCCAUAUACUCAAGGGUCCCAAGACUCUGCUAUAUUGCAGCUGAUUGAGAUCCGGGACCGAAUAAAUCGUCUCUCUCCCCCUGGGAAAAUCCACCUUGAUCUUUUCACUUGUUUGCUCCGGCACAGGCUCAAAUUAGCCAGUAACGAGGUAAGUCGAAUCCAGUCUACCCUGCAGGCCUUCAGUGCCAAACUGCCAAACCCAGUGGAAUAUGAGACUGGUAAACUAUGUAGCUAGCCUUGGGAAUGGGGCAGGGCUGUUCUGUCAUCCCCGGGGAGAGGACUGGAUAUUGAAGCAGAGACUUCCCAAGGCCUUACUUUCAUGCCAGUUGUGCGCUUCUGUGAGAUAGUCAUUGGUCGGCUCAGAAGACUCCAAUGUUUACAGGUUACAUGGUGCCAAACCUGGAAAUUAAUUAUUGCACAAAUCUCUGGAACCUAACAAAGAAGAAGCCAAUUGCAGUGCUUACAUUGCUGUAAAGAGCUGGCUUCAGUUGCUUGGACAGGUGACAAAGUUUCAUUUCCUGUGGUGGAAUGUGCAAGAAAAUGGACAGGCCCAUGAAGAAACGUGAAGUCGUUGGCAGCGUAAAGAAUUGACUGAUGAGAGAAAAAUGACUGAUGGCAGAGUUCUAAAAAGACUUCAGUUUUGUGAUCAAACAAAAACCUAAAACGGAGAUGGAAGGAAAGAGCAGAAGGGUUGGACAUCAUUCUUGCAAGUGCUUCAAAAACACCCACUUUGGAGAACUUUUCUUUGGCCCUUGCCUCCCUUGGCACAGUUUACUUUUGUAUUGUUUUUAUGGGUGUUUCUUACAAUAGCAUUACCAUCACAUUCUCCAUGUUCCUAUCUAAAGCUGUCAUCCUAAGCACACUUUCUUGGAAAUUAUCUCCACCAGUGUCAGUGGGAGUUGUUUCUCUCAAAGUAAUGAAUUUAGGAAUGGCGUGAAAACCUUUGAUUUUAGCUUGUUUCAUAUUUAUUUCUGUUUGGUUCACUGGCCCAUUUUAGCAGGUGGGUGGUGAGAUCUAUCCAGAAAUUGGCAGGACGUAGCAUUUGGGAUAUGAAAAGUGUCCUGGAAUUGCCCUUUUCUCCAAUCUGUCAACAGGGAAUAUUUUACAACCUUUUGUCCCUUCAUAUCAUGUGAUCCAUGCACACCUAACCAAUUUCACCAGUGGGAAGUGGCACUCAUCUUCAUUUGUCACACAGGCAGUUGUUAAAUAUGUAUUUGGAGCCCAAUGGAUGAUUGGCCUUUAUUAUUUACUUAUGUAUUGGUUUUGAUUUGUUGGUUUUUAAAAAGUAUUCUACUUUGGCAUUUUGUUAUUUGGAAUGGGAUGAUCUAUUCUAGUUAAUUGAUCCAGUUGAGUUAACACAUGUUAGCCAAAUGUAUGUUUUACUAUAUUUUGUAAAGGAGUGGGGAAGAGAGAAAAUGCCUUUUUGGAAGAAAAAAAAAAGAAAGCAGUAAACAAUCAAAAUCCUCUAAAUGACUUUA